ACAAGCUCCAAAAAAUUUUUUUUGUCUUAAUUAAAAAAAAGCAGUUGAAUGAAAAAAAAACAUUUGGCGGGAAACCGAAAAGCAGUAAACAUGCAGUCUCAAUUUAAUAGAAUUAAUAGAUUUAAUCCUUUUAUUUAUGAAAAGCAUUUGACAUCGUUUGGUAAAAAAGUUCUUAAAACACUAAUAUGUUUAUACACAACAGAGCGUCAGCGUGGUGUUCUCAACGUAACUCGCCGAAGUAAGCCCGUUCAAAACAAAAAAGUAUUAAAUUUUGAUACAAACAACCAAAAAAUACCUAAAGAAUUACAAAACAAUGACACAACUAUAGGUGUUCAAAACGAUUCAGAUAGUAAUAAAUUUAGUUUUCCACAAGAAAUUUCAACACGGAAUAUUUUGGAUAGCACUCACCACAAUGAACUCGAACAAUCUUUAAUAAUAAGUAUUGAUUCAAUUGCUGACAGUAACAAUAAUAUUGUCAACGAGGCAGCUUAUACUGAUGGUCCUGUCUAUGAAAAUCCCAAACGGACACCUGUCAAGGAUAGUUGCGUUUCUACUAAAGUAGACAAUAACUCGAGGGACUGUAAUAAUUGGGAUGCUAUGUUCGAUAUUGAUGUACUCACCACAAGUGAUAUGGUAAUGGCACUGGAUCAACAAGUGGAAGAAAGAUCAUUUGACUACACUGAUAGAGCUGUCUGUGAUUUAAAAAAUUAUAAAGAUGAAGUUGCACUAAAGAAAACGAAAUCUAAGAUGAAGCUUAAAAAGAAAGAAAGAAAAUCCUUAUAUUUACCAGAGAAAGCUAAUCUCCGAAAACAAAAAUAUACGAAGGCAGUCAAGAAUUGGCUUGAAAAUGUUAGUGUUUCAGAUGUAGGAAUAACUGAUUUAAUUAACACAAGAAAAUCGGUAGAGAUUGCUGAAAAGCCUGAUCAUUUUGAAAGUGAAAUUGAACACAUCGAUUCAAAAAAACAUUCAAAGAAGAAAGUGAUUCAAGCAAAACUAGCAAAUAAAGACGGUAUUAUGAAAUUUAGUAAGCCGCUAAAUACAGAAUUGAUUGAAGAUAUACAUAAUCAAGAAGAAGCAAUGGAUUCUGAAUUAAACAAUAAAAAAAUGAAAUCGAAAUUUGUAGCUCCGACUAAAUCCCAGAUACCGGUCAAAGAAAUUUAUUAUAAUCUGAUUGAUGUCAAUGAAAACACCAAUGAUAUUACUCAAUUAUCUGAAGUUAAUAAUCAAACAGCUACGGUCAUGUUGUAUUACAGCAACGGAUUUUGUCAGCUAAGCCUCCAUUAUACAGACGAUACUUGCCAGCCCACUGGUAUUAUAGUCCAUUUAGUUGAUAAAUUUUACGUUUUCAAAAGAAAGGUCGGCGUAAAGAUUUUAAAAGAUUUUUUUAAUAAUAACAAACUAAUCUGCUAUGAUGGCAAGGACAUAAUUAUUUAUCUUGCUAAUGACGGGAUCGAAUGUACAGAAUGUACAAACUGCAAUAUUAUAGAUGUGAAGAUAGGGUCACGUCUCCUGGACCCGGAUAACCCACCGGAAAACUUUUCCGAUGUGCAAAAACUUCUUUCUUUCAAACCUACCUACACUGUAGCUACGGAAUGCAACUUGCAAAAAGCUGCUUGGUACAUUACUAUCUUAGAGGAGUCAGCCGAGUUGCUGUUAGAAGCUUUAACAAAAGCUGACCUAUGGAAUCUUUUUGUUAAUAUAGAAAUGAAGCUUCUGCCUAUUAUUGCUGGAAUGGAACACAAUGGCAUCAAAGUAGACAUGGUUAAGCUCAAAUCCAUGGAGGAUGUCAUUUUGAAUAAACUCAAAGAAGUAGAGGCGGAGUGUCACAGCGCAGCCGGGAAGUCGUUUCAGAUUAAUUCCACUGCGCAAGUCCGGGCUAUAUUGUACGACGAAUUGGGUCUAGACACGAAAUGCCAUGUUAAGAUCAGGGAGACAGUUUCUAAGGGUGCUAAAUCUACAUCUGAAGCCAUGUUACGGAGUCUAGUUUCGGUCCACCCACUCCCGAGGCUGAUUUUGGAGUACCGGCGCUUACACAAGGCGCACGCAACGUUCCUGUCCGGGGUGGCGCAGCAUGCGGCCCACGGGCUCGUGCGCGCCACUUGGGUGCAGACAGCCGCGGCCACGGGGCGCAUAGCUUCCAAUAACCCAAAUUUACAAGCCAUACCUAAAACACCGUUUAGUCUUUCAAUGUUUCCGGAUGAUGCGAAAAAAGUGUACGUGUCUGGCGCGGACCGGUCGUUGUUGGGCGCCGACUUCCGGCACGUCGAGUGUCGCGUGUUCGCGCACGCCGCCGCCGACGCCGCCCUCACGCGCGCACUCAAUAGUAGGGACCUGUUCAAGGUGCUCGCCGCCAGCUGGUUAAAUAAACCGGAAAGCGAGGUGAACUCAGACGACAGAGAGCGCACCAAGCGUAUAGUGUACGCGAGCUUGUACGGAGCCGGCUCCAAGAAGCUGAUGGACAUCCUCAACAUCAGCUACGAGGAGACGCUCACCGUCACGGCCAGCUUCAACAGAACAUUUCCCGCUUUGAAAUGUUUCGGGCGCUCCGUAGUGUCCCGCUGCGCGCAGGACGGCGGCAAGCUGGCCACGCUCUGCGGCCGCGUCAGGCACUUCAGAAACAUCAGCAGUGCAGACUUUACUUUGAGGUCGCAGGCUGAGAGGCAGGCGGUCAAUUUUGUAGUACAAGGAUCAGCCGCAGACAUAUGCAAAACGGCAAUGGUACUGACGGAAGCUCGGCUUCGAGCUGCGGUCCCUCCUGUAUCAGCCCGACUGUUACUUCAAAUACACGACGAGCUGGUUUGGGAGGUGGCCGAUGAAGAUAUCAAAAGAGCAGCCGGUAUAAUUAAAGAAGUGAUGGAAGAUUGUGGGCGACACUGCUUUUUAACAAUCAGACUCCCGGUGUCAAUUUCCGUUGGGAAAAACUGGGGCGAGAUGAGUGAGUUUGAAGACUUUUAAGAUCCAAUUAUGUGUGGACAAGACUAUUGCUGUGUACUACUAUUGGAUAUCUUUUCGGAUAAUAUCCACUGAUUGUCGAAUGUUUGUGACUUAAAGAUUGUAAACAUCUUUCAAACGUCAAAGCCAAUGCGACAGUCAGUCUGAUUUAAUUGUUAAUUUUAAUAAAAUAAAUUUUAUUAUAACAUAAA
Messenger RNA from Bombyx mori (domestic silkworm), 3143 nucleotides. RefSeq names its product DNA polymerase nu. The coding region runs from base 49 to 2955 and encodes 968 amino acids. NCBI's taxonomy places the organism in Eukaryota, Metazoa, Arthropoda, Insecta, Lepidoptera, Bombycidae. The transcript has 14 exons. The record is from RefSeq and is a predicted model, not a curated record. Gene Ontology annotation, biological process: double-strand break repair via alternative nonhomologous end joining; DNA-templated DNA replication. Gene Ontology annotation, molecular function: DNA binding; DNA-directed DNA polymerase activity.